AUGAAUCUUGUGCAUGUGUCUACGCCCACGUAUACGGUUGGCAUUAAUACUUGCGGAGGCCAAAACCCCCUCGCCGGCAUAUACGCAACGGACGAAUAUCACAUCGUGGCGUUCCAGCUUGUGACUGUUGACGGCUGGCUGCGGGCCGCCUCUGACGACGGAAACCCCGACCUGCUUAGGGGUAUCACCGGCGCCGGCCUCUAUUCCUACAUCAUGCGGCCGACACCGCAGCUGAGCAUGACCCACAUGCUUGUGCCCGACUACAUGCUGCAAUCCUACAUCCGGGUCGCGCAGCCGGUUUUCGACUACCUCGAGGCCAACAACAUCUCCUCAAUAAUCCGUUUUACGCCAUUACGGCAGCACCAUUACCGCCACGAUCGGUUCGACGCCAUGGCGAUCCAGGCGCACCCCUCAGGCAUCGACGUCACGCGCUUCCCCAGGCGGCGAAAUAUCGCAAGUCCAAAACGACAAGGGGCAUGCCGCCGACGGAGAAGCCAGGGGAAGCUCAAGGACGGCGAAAAGGGCUGCUGGCGCGCCCGCACAGACGUCUGGCAGCACAUUCUGGACAAGCAGAUCCAGGCCCUGCUGGUGCUGGAGUCGGACGCCGGGUGGGACGUCAACCUGCGCCCGAUCAUGGGGCGGCUCAACGGCGGAUUUCGCGAGCUGCUGGAAAAUGGACAACCCGGAUCAGGCGAACUUUGUCGUGUACGACGACCCGGACGCCCAAAGCACCAACUUCACCUGGGAUCGGGUCGCCGAGCCGCUCAACCAGAAGCGCGUCGUGUAUCGAUCCAAGUUCAUUAUCUGCACGACGGGGUACCUGGUCUAGCUGUCAGAGCGGCACGCCUGCUCGUGCGCUCCAGCUUCGACCUCAACGACCCCAUCGACGUCAUGACCGAGGACGGGCAGCUGCGGACGUACGUGCACCAGCAGCGCAUCGUCGCGCAGUGGGAGUAUAUAUCCCCGGCAUCGGCAAUUCCAGCAGCAACAGCGACAUCAACGGCGACGGGAGCGACGUGGACCGCGCCCAGGAGGGUUGGGACCGCGCCAAGGUGCUCAUGGCCACGGUCGAGUUCAGGGGAUGUUCAGUUCAGGGCCUUUGCGCUGGGCAGAGCCUGGCAAAACGUACUUGGGGAAUAA
Molecule: messenger RNA, 1140 nt
Organism: Pyricularia pennisetigena
Lineage: Eukaryota; Fungi; Ascomycota; Sordariomycetes; Magnaporthales; Pyriculariaceae
Exons: 4
Coding region: 1-1140 (379 amino acids)
Source: RefSeq, a predicted model, not a curated record